Serpula lacrymans var. lacrymans S7.9 is the source of this 453-nucleotide messenger RNA. RefSeq lists its product as uncharacterized. The annotation marks the transcript as partial. The transcript has a single exon. Lineage: Eukaryota; Fungi; Basidiomycota; Agaricomycetes; Boletales; Serpulaceae. The record is from RefSeq and is a predicted model, not a curated record.
CCCACUCCCCGCAACUGCGCCCCCGCACCAACCUCACGAUAAGCUUGCCCCGCGUCCCUACAAGUGUCCUUAUCCCUUGUGUGGCCGUGCUUUCAGCAGGCUCGAGCACCAAGUCAGUUCCCGCCCGCUUCCUUCUCCUCUCCUCUGCUCAUCCUUCUCUCUCUUAGACACGUCAUAUACGCACACACACUGGUGAAAAGCCCUUCGUCUGCACGUUCGCUUCCUGCGAAAAGAGGUUUUCGCGCUCAGACGAGCUCACUCGCCACUCUCGCAUCCACAACAACGAUCACAUCCACAACCCUGCUCUUCCCGCCGGUUCCAGUACCAGCAACAAAGGAAAAAUCAAACCCAAAGCUGAAACCGCCGUCGCAGAUGACACCGAACCCGCUGUCAAUCUCCACUCCAUCGUCAAGAACGAGACCACAGCUCUCAGGAUAAAGAAAAAGGCUCGAA